Molecule: messenger RNA, 1313 nt
Organism: Oncorhynchus gorbuscha (pink salmon)
Lineage: Eukaryota; Metazoa; Chordata; Actinopteri; Salmoniformes; Salmonidae
Product: mediator of RNA polymerase II transcription subunit 10
Exons: 4
Coding region: 168-572 (134 amino acids)
Biological process (GO): positive regulation of transcription by RNA polymerase II
Cellular component (GO): mediator complex; chromatin
Molecular function (GO): transcription coregulator activity
Source: RefSeq, a predicted model, not a curated record
UAGCCUUAAUGAGCCCCUUGUGGCUGUGGUAACUAGUGACGACCCCAUGGGGGUCUGGGAAGUGAUUAGCAUUGUGAUGAAUUGACAAAGGGAUUUGUCUGGGGUUUUAUAUUUUCACAAAUAUUUUAUGUUUAUGAGAAAUGAACACAUAACGUUUUGUUGGCGACAUGGCUGAGAAAUUUGAUAACCUCGAGGAGCAUCUCGAGAAGUUCGUUGAAAAUAUUCGACAGAUGGGAAUUAUCGUUAGCGACUUUCAACCUAGCAGUCAAACAGGACUCAACCAAAAACUAAACUACAUGAUCACGGGACUGCAGGACAUUGAGAAAUGUCGCCAGCAGCUACAUGAGAUUAACGUUCCUCUCGAGGCUUUUGAAUACAUAGACCAGGGGCGUAACCCCCAGCUGUACACUAAGGAGUGUCUGGAAAGGGCCCUGGCCAAGAACGAGCAGGUCAAAGGAAAGAUUGACACCAUGACGAAAUUCAAGAGCCUGCUGAUCUCUGAGCUGGGGAAGGUGUUUCCAGAGGAGAUGACCAAGUACAAGGCUAUCCAUGGAGAUGACCCCCCCUCAUAGUGACCCUUGACCUUUAAUCCCCCUGACCCUUAACCCCCUGCUUAAAGCCACAGUGGGGUCUCACCCAGCAGGAUCAAUGAGUCAACCUGAUGACAUGUAUUAAUAUUCAGGGAAUAUUCAUGAAAAAAGUGUGUUGUUGACUUUGAGAAAUAGAUUGAGAGCGUGGUAGAGGUAGUUGGAGUAAUUCUUUGUUUCUGAUGUGGGAAGAGUAAUGUGGCAAGGAUGCUUUAUGGAUGGGUUCAAAAAAAUCAUAAAAGGAGCUAGAGCUGAUGAUUUGAUAGGAAGAACUGUCAGCCAGGAACAUAUUGCCUUUUUCGAGUUUAUUUUAGUUGUGUUGGAAAUAUAACAUUUUCUCAAUCUGAUAUCUGGCAAACUGAUUCCUCAUGCUGUGUUGAGAUCCCACCUACAAGAUGUACAUAAUGUUUAUACUCAUACAGAACCAUUUUUGUAAAGACUUAAACAUCAUUGUACAACACUGCAGACCUGGACUGUGACUCUAUUUUAUAUCAAGCUCCGGUAUCAAAAGGGGUCUUAUUCAUGGGCAAGAAACUCGCCCAGAAGUUUGCAACCCUCCAAUUUGUUUUGAUUUUAUCUUGGUAGUUUUUGUUUUUUUGUUUGUUUUGCAAAUAAAUGGGCUUGUAAUUGAAAGAUUAGUCUGGUAUUUACUGCCAUGCUAGUGCCUUGUAGAUCACAAUUCACGAACAGAGACUUACAAUUAAAGUUCAAUGUAUAAGAAGUAAA